Messenger RNA from Closterium sp. NIES-65, 1017 nucleotides. NCBI's taxonomy places the organism in Eukaryota, Viridiplantae, Streptophyta, Zygnematophyceae, Desmidiales, Closteriaceae. The record is from the annotation of a GenBank genome assembly.
AUGGCGUCUCCAGUGUCUGCUGGAGACGGCGAGACGGGCGCUCGUGAGGAUAUGCCCUCCACCUGCACAUCCUCCGAUCCCGUCGAGGAGGGACCGUCGGUAAUCCCCCCUGCACCGCCACCAGAUUGCGGGGCGGACACAUCUGCAUCAUCAUCUCCAAGUGUGAAGAUCACCCCAGCGCUUCUAAAGUUGCUGCAGCUCGUGGACGGCGUGAAUGAGGGUGACGGACUCACCGGGCGCGGCUACAUGACAACCACCAUCGUGGUCGAGGGUUGGCCUGAUCAGGUCAUGCUGCACCGAAAUCCACUCCACGUAAGUAAUGUCAUGUCUCCCUUCCCUGCUCCCUUCCCUGCGCCCUCCACUGCUGCCAUGUCUCCCUUCCAUGCUCUCUCCCAUGCUACCAUGUCUCCCUUCCAUGCUCUCUCCCCUACUGCCAUGUCUCCCUUCCCUGCUCUCUCCACUGCUGCCAUGUCUCCCUUCCCUGCUCUCUCCACUGCUGCCAUGUCUCCCUUCCCUGCUCUCUCCACUGCUGCCAUGUCUCCCUUCCAUGCUCUCUCCCCUGCUGCCAUGUCUCCCUUCCCUGCUCUCUCCACUGCUGCCAUGUCUCCCUUCCCUGCUCUCUCCCCUGCUGCCAUGUCUCCCUUCCCUGCUCUCUCCACUGCUGCCAUGUCUCCCUUCCCUGCUCUCUCCCCUGCUGCCAUGUCUCCCUUCCCUGCUCUCUCCCCUGCUGCGUUGUCUCCCUUCCCUGCUCUCUCCCCUGCUGCCAUGUCUCCCUUCCCUGCUCUCUCCACUGCUGCCAUGUCUCCCUUCCAUGCUCUCUCCCCUGCUGCCAUGUCUCCCUUCCCUGCUCUCUCCACUGCUGCCAUGUCUCCCUUCCCUGCUCUCUCCCCUGCUGCCAUGACUCCCUUCCCUGCUCUCUCCACUGCUGCCAUGUCUCCCUUCCCUGCUCUCUCCCCUGCUGCCAUGUCUCCCUUCCCUGCUCUCUCCCCUGCUGCCAUGUCUCACUUCCCCUGCUGA